CUCUCAAGAAGCUGCCCUUCUUCCAGGGAAAGGAUCCGCAGUUCAUCGUGAACAUCGUUACGGCCCUCAAGCUCGAGUACUACGCGCCGGGCGAUGUGGUCGUGCGCCAAGGCGACCCCGGCAACGUCAUGUACUUCAUAGGCAAGGGCCGCCUGGAGGUGCGCCUGUACAUUAGCGGCAGCAGCGAGGAGAUCGCACGGGACCCGGUGGGCAAAAUCAGCGAGGCGCCCAUCCUGCCGUCCAGCGCCGUGAAGCCCGCCAUGGGCGCCGCCAGCUACGACUUCCUGAGCGCCAGCAGGCACCGCAUGAGCUGCGUCGGGCCGGCGGAAACAUACAGGAAGCUGGGCGUUCUGUCGGCGGGGGAGUACUUUGGGGAGUACAGCUGCAUGCUGGGUGAGUACAGGACAGCCACCGUGGUGGCCGACCAGUUCUGCGAGCUGUACUCGCUGUCCCGCGCGGACCUGGACGAAAUCCUGGAGGAUCUGCCCGAGCUGGCGAAGGAGUUCCUCAAGAUGGUCGAAAACUACAUGCAAAAGGGAGAGGUGGACAUCCGGGGCAAGAGGCUGAGCAAAGUGGGGUACUUCAGCCAGGAGGAAAUGGUGGCGGCGGCAGCCGACGG
Messenger RNA from Ostreobium quekettii, 619 nucleotides. NCBI's taxonomy places the organism in Eukaryota, Viridiplantae, Chlorophyta, Ulvophyceae, Bryopsidales, Ostreobiaceae. The record is from the annotation of a GenBank genome assembly.